Molecule: messenger RNA, 2024 nt
Organism: Musa acuminata AAA Group (dessert banana)
Lineage: Eukaryota; Viridiplantae; Streptophyta; Magnoliopsida; Zingiberales; Musaceae
Product: L-ascorbate oxidase homolog
Exons: 3
Coding region: 142-1779 (545 amino acids)
Molecular function (GO): oxidoreductase activity; copper ion binding
Source: RefSeq, a predicted model, not a curated record
GUGCCUCCUCGUCUUCCGCCCUCUCACCAAAUGGACUGGUGAAGGUCUCGUCCCUCGUUGAGAUCGAGCAACAAGUUGCUCACUUGCAGAACAGAGAGAAAGAGAGGGUGGGAGAUCGAGUAAUAAUAAGCAGGAAGGACGAUGUCGAGCAUUGCGCUCUUCGUGUUCCUCUCACUUCUUGGCCUGUCCUCGGUUGGCGCCGAAGACCCGUACCUCUUCUUUACGUGGAACGUCACCUACGGCACUAUCAGCCCUCUCGGCGUCCCUCAACAGGGCAUCCUCAUCAAUGGCCAGUUCCCCGGACCCAACAUCAACUCCACCACCAACAACAAUAUCGUCCUUAAUGUCUUCAACAACCUGGAUGAGCCCUUCCUCUUGACAUGGAACGGAAUCCAGCAGAGGAAGAACUCGUGGCAGGAGGGCAUGCCGGGAACCAACUGCCCCAUCCCUCCCGGCAAGAACUUUACCUACCACUUCCAAGUGAAGGACCAGAUCGGGAGCUUCUUCUACUUCCCCUCGAUGGGCAUGCACCGGGCCGCCGGGGCCUUCGGCGGCCUCCGUAUCAACAGUCGCCUCCUCAUCCCUGUGCCCUUCGCCGACCCUGCGGACGAUUACACGGUCCUCAUCAGCGACUGGUACACCAAGAGCCACAAGGUCCUAGCUGGGCUUCUCGACGCCGGCCGCAGCAUCGGCAACCCUGCCGGGGUCCUCAUCAAUGGACUCACCGGCAAGGACAAUGCGCCGCUCUUCACCAUGGAGGCCGGGAAGACGUACCGUUACCGCAUCUGCAACGUCGGCCUGAAGGUGUCCCUCAACUUCCGGAUUCAGUCUCACCUGAUGAAGCUGGUGGAGAUGGACGGAUCGCACACCGUGCAGAACGACUACGAGUCCCUGGACGUCCACGUCGGGCAGUGCCUCUCCGUGCUCGUCACGGCCAACCAGGAGGCCAAGGACUACUACAUGGUCGCCUCCACGCGCUUCACCAAGUACUCGCUAUCCGCCACCGGCAUCAUCCGUUACGCCGGCUCCGUCGUCCCACCGUCGCCCGAGCUGCCGAAGGCACCCGUCGGCUGGGCCUGGUCGUUCAACCAGUGGCGGUCGUUACGAUGGAACCUCACGGCCAGCGCCGCCCGGCCCAACCCCCAGGGCUCCUACCACUACGGAGGCAUCAACAUCACCCGAACCAUUAGGCUCGCCAGCUCCGUGGGGCUCGUCAACGGCAAGCGCCGCUUCGCUCUUAACGGCGUGUCGCAUGUGGACACCCCCACCCCGCUCAAGCUUGCCGAGUACUACGGCAUCGCCGACAAGGUGUUCAAGUACGACAGCAUCAGCGACGAUCCACCGGAAACCAACGCCCCCAUCACGGUCGCACCGAACGUCUUGAACGCCACCUACAGGGACUACAUCGAGAUCAUCCUCGAGAACCCCGAGAGGAGCAUCCAGUGCUACCAUUUGGACGGCUACUCCUUCUUCGCCGUCGGGAUGGGGCACGGGAAGUGGACGCCGGCGAGCCGGAGGACCUACAACCUGCUGGACGCAGUGAGCCGGCACACAAUUCAGGUGUACCCGAGGUCGUGGUCGGCGAUCAUGCUUACGUUCGACAACGCCGGGAUGUGGAGCUUGCGGUCCGAGAUGUGGGAGAGGCACUACCUGGGUCAGCAGCUCUACGUCAGCGUGGUGUCUCCAGCGAGGUCCCUGAGGGAUGAGUACAACAUGCCCGACAACGCGCUGCUCUGCGGCGACGUCGCCAGCCUCCCGAAGCCGCCAUCGUACGUCUAAUGUGUGAUAAGGGCCCGGAAUAACCUCGUAUACAUAUGUAAUAUGUAAUGAUGUACAGCAAUCCAAGCAAGAGGCAGGGGGGGGGCGAUGAAUGAUGAAGCAAAACACCCGAGAGAUCGAAUGUCUGCUCCUACUGCUGUUGCUGCCUUUUCUAAUGCUACAUCAGCAGCAGGACUCCUGUAUUGUUCUCAGGUUCUGAUAUAUAAGUGGAUUGCUAUUUUACCAAAGGAUCUUGAUUCUUUUUA